CUCAAGGGGAGGAGGAAUCAGAGACACCAAGACAUGAAGAUGAACCUGAAACUUCUUUCUUGCCCUGGAUUCCUUCUGCUGCUUAUUGUCAGUCAAAACCAGGCAAGGGCCAGGCCCAUUUCCAGCUUACAGAAUCUGUUCAAACUGCUCGAUGAGGACCUGGAGCAUCCCCUGGUUUCAGAAGAGAGGGACCAUGAGCAAGAUGACAUGAUCCCAACAGGUGCCUUUGAUCAGCAAGAAGCUGAAUUCCAGUGGACCCGACACCCAAGAGACCAGCCUGAGAGCAUGUCCAUGGGUGAUGGUCCUAUCCAGAGGUUCUUCAGCGACCUAAGUUUACCCCGAAGAUAUCGAGGCAGAAGCAAAAAGGGCCUCUCCAGGGGCUGCUUUGGUGUCAAGCUGGACAGAAUUGGGGCACUGAGUGGACUGGGAUGCUAACUGCUUACUAUGGACUGACUUUGAGGUUUCAAAGGACCUGUUGCCUUUCAGCAGAUACUCAACCCUUAUUCACAUUGGCUCCACCAAUCCAUCCACUAUAUGAUGUACUGAGCAAAUUGUACCCCACCUCUACUCUGAAUUACUUGGCCAACAGAAGGAACCAUUGCUGUACUGCCUGUUUGAGUAUUCAUUUGUGAGCACCUACCUGAAACCUAAUUACAAAAAAAGUCUGUUCUGUUUGUGUAUCAAACAUAUAAAUAAACACUACGUCACAGCUAAUAAAC
This is a messenger RNA of Apus apus (common swift), 719 nucleotides long. RefSeq names its product C-type natriuretic peptide 1-like. The record is from RefSeq and is a predicted model, not a curated record. The coding region runs from base 34 to 435 and encodes 133 amino acids. Gene Ontology annotation, cellular component: extracellular region. NCBI's taxonomy places the organism in Eukaryota, Metazoa, Chordata, Aves, Apodiformes, Apodidae. The transcript is spliced from 3 exons. Gene Ontology annotation, molecular function: hormone receptor binding; hormone activity.